This is a messenger RNA of Clupea harengus (Atlantic herring), 2724 nucleotides long. RefSeq names its product voltage-dependent T-type calcium channel subunit alpha-1H-like (gene cacna1ha). The transcript is spliced from 14 exons. Bases 688 to 2724 code for a protein of 678 amino acids. Gene Ontology annotation, molecular function: voltage-gated sodium channel activity; high voltage-gated calcium channel activity; low voltage-gated calcium channel activity. Gene Ontology annotation, cellular component: plasma membrane; voltage-gated sodium channel complex; neuron projection. Gene Ontology annotation, biological process: calcium ion import across plasma membrane; positive regulation of calcium ion-dependent exocytosis; membrane depolarization during action potential. The record is from RefSeq and is a predicted model, not a curated record. Lineage: Eukaryota; Metazoa; Chordata; Actinopteri; Clupeiformes; Clupeidae.
AGGUCAAAUUCCCAGAUGUUAGUCAGGGGAAAUGUUUUUAAAACAAUACACAUACAUAUGAGGGGAUAUCAUUCUGUCGCAAUGAUGUGAGUGGAUGGUUAUAGCCUACUCACAUACUGCGAUGAGACAACGGAUCGCUGAUAAAUGUUAUCAUUUAGAAAGAGAGCAAAACGGGUAGAUUUGGGGACCUGAUGAUUUUACGAGAGAAGAUUCCGAGAAUUUAGAGAUGAUUCAUAAUUGUCCGCAUUAAAUCGUAAAAAUACUAUGCAUUAGCAGUUGAUGUGUUCGAGUACGUGUGAAACCACGUCACGUUUCAAUGCUCCUGGUAAACCAGAAGUUUGGCGUGUCAGAUCUGGAGAGACCCUCGAACAACACGGACGCGCAAAAUCGCUUUGGCAUAUUUCUUGGGGUAGUGGUGGACAUUCACUCAAGAUGUCUCAUUGCACAAUAAAAUAGUGUUGUUUUCGACAUACACGGAAGGACCUGAUAACAUCGCAGGUUUUGCGCUACAUUCGGAUUAUUGAAUCAUUUAAGGAAAAAAUGCACUGGGAGUAGGCAGUAUGGAUUGCAACGAAAGCCAAACCUUCCCCAGAAAGGAUUUGCCUGCGGUACACUGAAAGUGCAGGAAAUGCUUAUGGGAACUAUCAAUUCCUUAACUAUAAGGAUAUCAUUGCCAGACGCUCUAUCAUGACUGAUGGCGAAGGGAGAGAACACUUUCACUUCUUGGAGAGCGAUGGGGAGAGAGGACCCAUUUCGGCUCUGUACCGGGCGCCCGGUCAGGGCGAAGACACUGGCGAUGAAGUGGAGAGGGGUAGCACAUGGACCCCUGUCCCCGAGUCUACUCGGGCGCAGGGUUCCAGCGGGCGCGACCCAACUCCGGAUCUGGCGUCGGAUGAUGAGGAGCUGCCUCCUUACCCGGCUCUUGCGCCUGUUGUGUUUUUCUGCAUGAAACAGACAACUCGACCACGUAGCUGGUGUCUAAGAAUGGUUUGUAAUCCGUGGUUCGAGCACAUCAGCAUGCUGGUCAUCCUACUGAACUGUGUGACGCUGGGCAUGUACCAGCCCUGUGAAGACAUGAAGUGCGAGUCUAAGUGGUGCAUCACCCUGCAGGUGUUAGACGACUGCAUCUUCGCCUUCUUCGCCAUAGAGAUGUUCAUUAAGAUGGUGGCCCUGGGGAUCUGGGGAUCCAAGUGUUAUCUGGGCGACACAUGGAACCGCCUGGACUUCUUCAUCGUGAUGGCAGGGAUGAUGGAGUACUCACUGGACGGUCACAACGCCAGCCUGUCAGCCAUCCGGACUGUGCGAGUGCUCCGGCCCCUCCGAGCCAUUAACAGAGUCCCCAGUAUGAGGAUACUGGUGACUCUUCUCCUCGAUACUCUGCCUAUGUUAGGCAACGUCCUUCUCCUGUGCUUUUUUGUCUUCUUUAUUUUCGGCAUUGUCGGGGUGCAACUGUGGAACGGGCUGCUGAGGAACAGGUGUUUUAUGGAAGAGGAUACCAUAAAGGCCAUGUCUAAUCUAUCCUUCACGAGCUCCUUCUACAUGGAUAAGGAGGACGAGGAUGGCCCCUUCAUCUGCUCCUCGCCGAAAGAGAACGGCAGGCGCCACUGCAACGAAGUGCCCCCCUCCAAGGAGGGCAACGUGACGUGCAUGCUGGAGGCACCGCUCUACGGCUACGCCCACCAUGUUGUGAGCGCGGGCAGCAGGAACGUCUGCAUCAACUGGAACCAGUACUACAACGUGUGCCACACCGGGGACUUCAACCCGCACAACGGGGCAGUGAACUUUGACAACAUUGGCUAUGCUUGGAUUGCUAUUUUCCAGGUAGGUCUGACCGGAGUGAUGGGGGUGUGUGUGUGUUUCUAUGUACAGCCUGAUGCGCUUACAGACAUCCUGGAGAUCAGCAACAUCGUUUUCACCAGCAUGUUCGUCCUGGAGAUGCUCUUCAAACUCCUAGCCUUUGGCUUCUUCGGCUACAUCAAGAACCCCUACAACAUCUUUGAUGGGAUCAUUGUUGUCAUCAGUGUGUGGGAGAUCAUCGGGCAGGCGGACGGGGGUCUGUCGGUGCUGCGGACGUUCCGUCUGCUGCGCGUGCUGAAGCUUGUGCGCUUCCUGCCGGCCCUGCGCAGACAGCUGGUGGUGCUGAUGAAGACCAUGGACAACGUGGCCACCUUCUGCAUGCUCCUCAUGCUCUUCAUCUUCACCUUCAGUAUUCUUGGAAUGCAUCUGUUUGGAUGCCAAGUUCAGCCAGAUUCUGACCAAGAGGACUGGAAUGUCGUGCUGUAUAACGGCAUGGCCUCCACCACGCCCUGGGCGGCUCUCUACUUUGUGGCCCUGAUGACCUUUGGGAACUACGUCCUGUUCAUCUGCUGGUGGCCAUCCUUGUGGAAGGCUUUCAAGCUGAGGGGUUCUGAGCCGAAAGAGCGUGACUGCAACAGUUUCAGAGUCUUUUCGGAGUCUUGCUCGGUUGAUUUCCUUCAGAAUGUCUCUAUAGUUGCCCCUGGGGCUGUUCGGGGAGAUGCUUGUGAGAAGUCAGAGGCCGAUGACGAGAAGGGCUCUUCGAAUUUCGAGGAGGAGGAGAGGGUGGGAGAGCUGCGUGACAGAGGUGGUCCGUCCCCCUCAGGGCUGUUCGGUGCUGUCUGUAUUGCGCUGGAGGUGUGGGAAGGUUUCGUUUCACCGCCAUGCUCUCCGCUCCCGUCCCCGUCCCCGUCCCCUCCACAGAGCUGA